Cladocopium goreaui is the source of this 258-nucleotide messenger RNA. Lineage: Eukaryota; Dinophyceae; Suessiales; Symbiodiniaceae. The record is from the annotation of a GenBank genome assembly.
GUGCCCUUCAUGCUUGAUGUCCUGCACCUCACGGUGAAGCGCUUCACAUUCGCCCGUCGCGGGCGUCAAGCUUUGCCAACGGCCGAGGGGCGGAUGCACGAGGGCCGGCAGCGGAGCUUCAAAGCUGCGGCAAUAUUUUGGUGUUUAACUGCAGACUUCUACUUUGCCAUCUUGUAUGCGCUAAAGGAUGAGUCAACCACACUGUUCGAGUGGUUUUGUGCUCCACACGUCUUUGGCGGCGUCAUUGGUGGUGAGUAG